UUACAUAUUAUUUUUUUGUAUAAUUUUCGAUUGGCUACAAUUGCGAAUUCUUUGUGUCGUCGCUGUGUUUUUUUGCACAAAAUUCAAACAUCGAAAUGGCAUAUGUCGGGGAAAUACACUGUCAAAUGAAGGAGAGUUUUCAAUAUUUCACUGUACACAGAAGACAUUCUAUUUUUGAUUUUUUUUUGUCGCCUGUCGACAACAUUUGUUGUUGUUAUUUGCGACAACAAAUACAAUUGAGAUUCAAAUUUUCGGUGUAUAUGUGCUUGACAAUUGUCGUUUGUAGCAUGUCACAACAACCGAAAUUACGACCAACGCAAUGCCGAUAUUUUCAUCAAACAGUAUCUAUUGUUCAUUUCAAAAGAGAUUCGCUCCGAAUUCAACAGAUAUAUUUGUCAUUGGCAACCGAUCACCACAUUUUCUCGUUUCAAAUAUGAAGAAAAAUCCAUUUGUGUUUGCAUUAACUAUAUUUGCAUUGUGUUCAAUAGAAAAAUCAAAGUGAACUUUGUUUUAUUUCUCAAAAUAAUUUCAAUUCAUAUAUACACCGAAAACCGAAUGACAACAACAAAAUGUGACAAACCGACCGAAAACCGAUCCGUCCAUAACGAAAUCAAAAUGUGUUGCCUGAAUUUAUGCAAACGACGACCAUCAUAAAAUUGAACCAUUUUUGACAGUUAAUUUAACUACUUGCUCGAAUGCACGAUAUAAAUACGAAACAUGGAAGUUAACGAAACAAUAGAAGAUAACAGACAACAGCCGGAUUUUUCGAGUAUACGAGGAAAAAAAACAUUGAUCAGCCCAUCACAUGAGCAAUUUGAUUUAUUGAAGAAAUUUUUGGAAAAACGAAUUGUGGACAGUUCGGGCGAAACCAUUUUUGAAAUUGGUGCCGGUGACAAUGAAGAAAAUGGACUACAAUCCGAUGAAUAUGCGGCUUCGGUGGCAACUCUUCAAUCAUUGGCAGCAACAUUGAAUGCAGACUGUGUUGAAUUGCGACAACGGCCAUCCGAUAAAGGAAUGACAGGACAGUUUUUAAUACGAAGGAGGGUCGAUCAGGAUGAUUUUAUGGAAAUACGAGUUGCUGUUGUUGGUAACGUGGACGCUGGAAAAAGUACGUUGCUUGGCGUUCUUACUCAUGGCGAAUUGGAUAAUGGCAGAGGACAUGCACGGCAACGAUUAUUUCGACACAAACAUGAAAUGGAAAGUGGCCGGACCAGUUCAGUGGGAAAUGAUAUAUUGGGAUUUGAUAGCGUGGGCAAAGUUGUUAAUAAACCCGAUCAUGGUACCUUAGACUGGGUGAAAAUUUGCGAGAAAUCAGCCAAAAUAAUAACAUUCAUCGAUUUAGCUGGUCAUGAACGAUAUUUGAAAACCACUGUAUUCGGAAUGACCGGACAUUCUCCGUCAUACACCAUGUUAAUGAUUGGUGCCAAUGCUGGUAUUGUUGGUAUGACAAAGGAGCAUCUUGGGUUGGCGCUAGCGCUUUCAGUGCCUGUAUUUGUUGUAAUAACUAAAAUCGAUAUGUGUCCGCCAAAUAUUCUUCAAGACAAUUUAAAAUUGUUGUGCAAAGUGUUGAAAUCUCAGGGAUGCCGAAAAGUACCAGUUAUGGUCCGAACACCCGACGAUGUUGUAUUGUCGGCCACAAAUUUUGUGUCGCAACGACUUUGUCCAAUAUUUCAAGUAUCCAAUGUGACUGGUGAUAAUUUGGAUUUAUUAAAAAUGUUUCUCAAUUUAUUGACCACACGAAUGGGUGGUUUGGAUAAUUUUCCGGCUGAAUUUCAAAUUGAUGACACAUAUUCGGUACCAGGUGUUGGUACUGUUGUGAGCGGUACAUGUUUGCAAGGUGUGAUACGUCUCAACGAUAAUCUAUUGCUUGGACCUGAUUUAUUAGGCCAUUUCAUACCGAUUGCCAUCAAGAGCAUUCAUCGAAAGCGAAUGAAUGUGAGCGAGGUGCGUGGUGGUCAGACGGCAAGUUUUGCAUUGAAAAAGAUCAAACGCUCUCAAAUCCGCAAAGGAAUGGUUCUCGUCUGUCCCGAAUUAAAUCCAAAAGCGGCAUGGGAAUUCGAUGGCGAGAUUGUUGUAUUGCAUCAUCCAACCACCAUAUCAAGCAAAUAUCAGGCAAUGGUGCAUUGCGGUAGCAUACGACAAACAGCAUCUAUUCUAUCCAUGUCAAAAGACAUGCUACGCACUGGUGAUAAAGCACGCGUACGCUUUCGAUUCAUAAAGCAUCCGGAAUAUCUCAGGCCAAAUCAGCGUUUGGUGUUCAGGGAAGGGCGUACAAAAGCCGUUGGCAAUGUUAUUGAGCCAAUUACAAAUACCGUGCAUCGGCCAAAUGCAAAUUUAAAACCACAAAAAAUGCACUCGAGGGGGCAUUCAAUGCAAAAUCAAAAUCAAAACCAAAAUCCAAAUGCACAACGCGAUGGAAACACAACAACAACAACAAAUACGAUGACAGCGACAGCAAACGCAGUCAAUACAAGCAAUGUUAUGAAAGACGGUGAUUUAGGUAAAAAUGCAUUGCCUAUGGACGGGGUCAUUGAAAUUGGCGUAGACAAACGUGACUUACAUCACCGUGGCCGAACGAAACGACAGAAUUAAUACCAGUUACAAUUUUCAUCAGCUAAAAUAAUAAUAAUAACAACAACAACAACAACAACCACACAUACAUUACAUUUAAAGUACCAUAGACCUUUCUUCUCGUUUAUUUUCAUAUUUGAGAAUUUGCUUCGAUUCAAAAAUAUCUACUGUUAAUGUGUAUGUGCCAGUUUUGGAAUUCGAUACAUAGAUUAAUUUCAUUUAGUCCAGAAAAAAAGAUUCAUUUUUUCAGUUUUAUUUAUGGCUAUGAAAAAAGAGAUGGCACAAAUGUGCUGGCAAUACACUCGUUGACGCUAAUUAUUUACAUACCACUUUUUUCUCUUCGUCUUUGUUUUAUGAAUAAAAAUCCAAAGCCGUAGUACGAAUGAAAAGCUGAAAAGAUGAUAUAUUUUUCGAAUGAUAUGACACAAAAGAAAAGUUCAUACAAUUUUACCAUAACAAAUGAAGCAAUGAAUUCAAAUUAAUAAAAUAGAUAUUUCAUUAUAAAUA
Contarinia nasturtii (swede midge) is the source of this 3078-nucleotide messenger RNA. It is a transcript of the gene GTPBP1, whose product is annotated as GTP-binding protein 1. The record is from RefSeq and is a predicted model, not a curated record. The transcript is spliced from 9 exons. NCBI's taxonomy places the organism in Eukaryota, Metazoa, Arthropoda, Insecta, Diptera, Cecidomyiidae. Bases 718 to 2592 code for a protein of 624 amino acids. Gene Ontology annotation, biological process: translational elongation. Gene Ontology annotation, molecular function: translation elongation factor activity; GTPase activity; GTP binding.